Molecule: messenger RNA, 1380 nt
Organism: Eurytemora carolleeae
Lineage: Eukaryota; Metazoa; Arthropoda; Copepoda; Calanoida; Temoridae
Product: polyglutamine-binding protein 1
Exons: 8
Coding region: 47-1042 (331 amino acids)
Biological process (GO): alternative mRNA splicing, via spliceosome
Cellular component (GO): cytoplasm; nuclear body
Molecular function (GO): ribonucleoprotein complex binding; protein binding
Source: RefSeq, a predicted model, not a curated record
AGUAUAUAUUUUAUGUAAAUAUCUUAAUCUUUAUUUUCAGAUAAAAAUGCCGCUACCUCCAGCAUUGGCGGCAAGGCUUGCUAAACGAGGACUUUUAAAGGAUUCUAGCGUAGAAGGAUUUGAUCCUCAGCUGGGUAAAGUUGUUGAUAAUAAGAAUCGAGGACGUGACUCCAGCCAGCAAAGUGGGCGGGGAUAUAGAGAAGAACAGGAGGAGGUGUUUGCUGAGGACUAUGAUGAUGUUGCGGAACCUUCUUCUCUCCACCGUCCAGCUACAAUCAAUCAAUCAAUCAAUCAACCAACAGCCCCAAUCCUAACAUCAUCUAACACCAACCUACUGGAUAAAACUAGAUAUAUUGGUCAUGCCGGGUGUCCCAAUAAAUGGAAUAUUCACCAUGAAUGUGUACUGUUCUGUAGAACAUUCUGGGGAGCUGGGCACAAGGAGCCAAUGGAUACGGAGUAUAUCCGUGUACACAACCAGAUGAUCCAGAAGUUCUAUCCUCUACCGGAUGGUUGGAGGGAGAUGUAUGAUGCUGGCACUGCUAGACAUUAUUAUUGGUGUACUAAGACAGACAAAGUAUCCUGGCUUCCCCCUGGCCAUCCUAGAACACUGGCUACCGAGGCUGCCAGUAAGAUGAGAGAGAUCCUCGCUACAGAGGCCAGUCUCAGGAAGGAGGAGGAGGAGGACAACAUGAGUCUCGACAGUGAUAUGGACAACAGCGAGGACGAGGAGGAUCGAAGGCUGGAGGAGAAGAGAAGGAAGGAGAAGGAGAAGAGGAAGGAGGAGGAGAAGAAACUACGCGAGAAGAGGAAGAAGAAGGAGAAGGAGAAGGAGGAAGGGUUCCUGGAUCCGAUGGAUCCUGCUGCGUACAGUGAUGUACCUCGAGGUACCUGGUCUACGGGUUUACCUGAUCAGAGUACAGCCAAGUCAGGAGUAGAUUCUACAGCCUCCGGUCCUCUAUUCCAACAGAGACCGUAUCCAAACCCUGGAGCUAUUCUUAGAGCUAACGCAGCUGCUGCUGCUCUGGAGGAGGAUGAUGAUUAAGUUAUGAAACCUCUCCCUUCCCCCCUGUUACAGGGAUUAAUUCUGAUGAUAAGAUCACAAAUUGUAAAAUUUUAACAAUAGACUUAGUGUGAUUAAAUUAAGAUUGCAUGCUCAGAUGUUACUUGGUGGAAAGCUUUUUACCCACUUUUGAAAACAAUAGCUUUCGAGUAAUAAUAUCAUUUAAUUUUUUUGGGGGGGGGAGGGGGGAAUUGUUCUCAUAAAAAUCAACUGCUGUAAGAUUGUAUUUUCAGCAUUAUUUACUAAACUGCGUCUCAAUAUCUGUGGACCACGCAGUUUUUGUUGAUUUUAAGGAGCUCGUUUGUUUAAUUAUUGGAUUG